Elgaria multicarinata webbii is the source of this 3833-nucleotide messenger RNA. RefSeq names its product thioredoxin domain containing 16 (gene TXNDC16). The transcript is spliced from 21 exons. The record is from RefSeq and is a predicted model, not a curated record. Lineage: Eukaryota; Metazoa; Chordata; Lepidosauria; Squamata; Anguidae. Bases 597 to 3146 code for a protein of 849 amino acids.
UGAGGAGGCAGAGGGUGGCGAAGAGGAGGCAGACGGGCAAGCCGAAGAGCAGCCAGUGCGGGAGCGGCGGCAGCGGCGGCGCCGGGGGCGGGCGGAGCGGGGCCCCGGCUUGCAGGGCGCCCUGCAGGUAGCAGCAGAAGAGGACGGUGCGCAGCGCUGCCCACAGCAGGCACAGGAAGAGGCAGACGCUGCGGUAGCUCAGCCGCUUCUCCCGGUAGCAGAACAGCAGCCAGAGCUGCAGGACAUGGGAAUGCUCUGGAACUGCAGCUGAGCCAUGUGAGCCUGAAAUCUGGAUUGGUAAACCGGACAGUUCUGCAUUGGGGGUUCUUCUGCCAAAAGCGAAGCGAUCAAAACCCGGUGUCGGGGGAGCUGCCUGGUUUUGGGAAUUCAGUAAUGGCACAAGCCCUCCCAGGAUGUUUAGCAGUGGCUGGCAACUGGGCUCCAUUGCCACUGGAGAAAAGAAAAGCAACCUUCUGGAGGACAGUGAUGUGUGGAUGAAAUGCCAGUGUACAGCUACAGAUCUGGAAAGCUGGUUUUGAAACAGGGGCGAUAACUAUUUACCUUUAUGAUCUGGUCCCCCGGUGAAAACCAUCGAAAUGUCUGGAGUCAUGACACCGCCGCAAAUGAAUGGAAGGCGUCUCCCGUUCUCCCUCCUGCUCUUCUGGGCUUUGUGUGUGUCUAUAGCAAGCAGUGCAGAAGACGUGAUUCCGGAGCGAAAACCCCAGGAGCAUUUCGGAGGCUUGCAAGCAUCUAAAGCAUCUUUGGUUUAUUUUCGGAGAGACACUUCUCCUUCAGCCGAGGUGUUUCUGGAACAGCUGGAGGGCUCUAUAGAAGCACUCCGAGAGUAUGGCAUUUCAGUCUUAAAGGUUAAUUGCCACAGAGGAGAAACAUCAGGUUAUUGUGGGGAGGACAGAUCCUUGGAAAAAGCAUUCCUCUACAGGGGCCACGUCCUGCUCCGUGAACUCCCCACGGACGCCUUGUUCAGCGUGGACGCCAUUGUGGCAAACGUGCUCUUCGCCCUCCUCUUCAAUGAAGUGAAGUAUAUGACAACGGUGGCCGACCUCCAGAGCCUGGAAGGCAGCCUCAAGGGCCAGGCGGACCUGGUUUUUGCGUACGUGCAGGCUGUUGGGACUGCAGAGCACAGAGUGUUGAUGGAAGCUGCUUUUGUCUACGACUCUGUGAAGUUUGCCUUAACCACUGAGGUGACGCUUCUGAGGAGCAUUCGCAGCACAGAGCCCGAAGUGCUGUCCUCGAAACUCUUUUUCUGCCACUGUAAGAAGGCCACGGAUCCAGCCCAGCCGUGCCGUAGGACACUGAUGGAGCAGCCGCUGACCACGCUGAACAUCCACAAGUUCCUGAAGCUGAUGGGGGAGCCCCUCGUGGCGGAGGUUGCAGAAGAUCCGGCGAAGGUUUCAACCGCUCACCUCCAGCUCGGCCUUCCGCUGAUCUUCAUUCUGACACGGGACGAGACGUUGGAGGCGGAGAAGAGGGUUGCUGAGUCUGUGGCCUGGCGGUUGUUGGGGAAAGCCGGAGUCCUCCUGUUAUCAAGGAAUUCGGUCGGUCAGGACAUUCUCCCCCGGUAUAAUGUGGCCAUCAAGACAGCCAAAGAGGGUGUGCCUGUGAAAUACCUAGUUUUGAAAGACGUGGAUGAAAUCGUAGCCUUGGUGGAAAACGGGAAACGGACCGAAUCUGCUCAGGAGCAUGAAGAGGAGGAAGAGGAGGAGGAGGAGGAGGAGGAGGAGGAAGAUGGCGAAAACAAUGAACAAGAGAUUCAGGAUGACCAAGUGGUGGAAUCUGUUAUCCGAGACCGGAAGCGCGAGCUUCCCCUGGGACACAUCCGUACCCUGACGGAAGAGUCCUUCUUCUCUGCUCUGGCAGAAGCCAGCCACAUGGUGGUGCUGUUCUACGCCAGUUGGGAAGCCGUCUCCCUGGUCGUGAUGCAGACGUACGUUGAAGUAGCUGCUCUUCUGGAAGGAACUCCUGAGAUUUUCCUUGCAAGGGUGAACUGUUGGGACUGGACGCAACUCUGCAGGCAGCUCAAUGUCACCCAGUUUCCUACCCUCAAGAUGUACACAAAAGGGGGGAGAUGGCUGGUCUACUCUGGGAUGUGGGGGACUGAGGAGAUGUUGAGGUUCAUUGAGCUAAGCAGAACCGUCUGUCCAGUGAGGCUGAUGACACCUGAAGAAGUGGAAGAAUAUUUAAGUGCCAAAAUCUCUCCAUACCACGAUGUUUCUGUCCUGGGGCUCUUUGACUCAAGCAUGAGUGAAGCAAGAGACGUCUUCGUUGAAGCAGGAAGGCUCCUAAACGAAUAUGUUGCGACAGGGAUCUACUACGAAGAGGAUGCCCCGGAUCUCUCCCGUAAAUAUAACGUGCAUCUCCCAGCACUGCUGCUUGCUAAGCCUGAAACGCAGAGAAGGAGCGCCAUUCAGCUCUCUGAGUACGGAACACAGGACAUUGUUGAAGCCGUCCGUCAUGCGCUACGGGAGGCAUUUCCGGAAAUCACCGUGGGAAAUCUGCCGGAGUUCUUCCACCUGGGCAGGCCUUUGCUCCUCCUGUUCAGCGACGGGGCUCUGAGCAAAAGUGUCGAAGGAGAGAUGAGGCGUCUGGCCGAAGACGAGCACCGCCAAACCUUUGCCGCCUGCUGGCUGAACCUCAAGAACACGCCUGUGGGGAAAGCGGUCCUGAAGGCGUAUUUGGGCCCCUCGGUGCCCCCCAUGCCCCUCCUCCUCUGGAUCAACCUCCACGCCGGGGGCCAAGUGUUUGUUUUUCCUUCGGAUCAGCUCCUUUGUGAAGCAAACGUCCUAGCUUGGAUCGAGAAGCUGAAAGCCGGCCAGGAAGUUCCAAGCACUACGUUGUCUGAUGAAGACUGGAAGCCCCGCCUUCCCGCCUACGAUUUCCUGAGCAUGAUGGCACCCGCGCUGCCCGAAUUUACCAUUUACAGCCGGGGGAGCGUACGGACCCACCAGGCGGCGGCAGAGGAGGUCGUUGGAGAAAAGGAGGCGGGAGCGGCGGCGAGGAAGGAGCCCGUGGAAGACCCUUCUGCGGCAGAACCGGAGAAAGAGCAGCCAAUGGGAGGGGACUUGCGGGGGACAGCGCCACGCCUGGCAGCCCGGGAGAAGCCGGCUAAGCGCCACGUGGAGUUGUGAGGCUCCCCAGGGCCCCGAAGCCACGGAAGGUUCUGGGAGCAGGAGGUGGGCAGGCGUGAGGGCUUUCUCCAGCCCCAUGGCCUCCCCUACAACUUUUGCACCAGCACAAACAUUAGGUGUGGGCUGUACGCCAAGGAGACGAGGCUCCAUUUCAUAAGCCUGCCUUCAGCUCCCCAAAUUGCGGGGGCAAAAGGAUGGAGAACGGGCGAGCUAAUAUUGACUCAACAGACCGGAGGAUGCUCCCCUCAGACAAUUGAGAAAUGGCUGCCCUCGUGAGGAACUGCAGCCCUGGUCCUGCUUAUCUCCGCUCCUAAACUCCUGUGGAGGGCUGCUAGGCCCUUGAGGAAAGGCAGCCAGCCUGAAACCUGGACUUGCGGAAGGCGACCAAGAAGGCCCCAGGAAAAUGGCGGCUUUCAGCAGCCACCCAAACAGGCCGCAGCUCUGGUGAUCUCUGAAAGUGUUGAAUUGGGGGUGGGGUGGGGGGGCGGGGGUUGGUUUUAUUUCCCCUUCCGUCAUCUAGGAGCCGGUUUGUUGCUGGCAGUUCCAUAAUUUUGGAAGGUCAGAACAUCCCUGAAAUUUAAUCCAAUGAAUGGAGAAAGACGGGAGUCUGGGGAACAGCUAUCAGCCUUCCUCAACCUGGGGCGCUCCAGAUGUGUUGGACUACAUCUCCCAGAAUGCCCCAGCCGC